Panicum virgatum (switchgrass) is the source of this 1479-nucleotide messenger RNA. RefSeq names its product RING-H2 finger protein ATL39-like. Lineage: Eukaryota; Viridiplantae; Streptophyta; Magnoliopsida; Poales; Poaceae. The coding region runs from base 296 to 931 and encodes 211 amino acids. Gene Ontology annotation, biological process: protein ubiquitination. The record is from RefSeq and is a predicted model, not a curated record. The transcript has a single exon.
AAAAAUCUCUGUCAAAGCUGCCCAUCAGGCCCAAGUAUCUAUCCAGCGGCAUUUAUCUCCCCAGAGACUUUCGUCGCCACGCACGCACCAUUAUCUUCUUGAUGAUUGCGCCUUUCUGUUCCUCAUUCCUCCAGUCGUGUGUACCCUCUCUCUCUCUCUCCCCGGAAACCCAACUGAAAUCCUGUGCAGCCAAAGAAACCCAAAUCAUGCUCCAGCUCCACUAGUGGUUUCAGGAUUCGUGCCUGCGAAUCACUUUCCUCUGAGUACUUGGUUCUGCAACCCAUCGCCGAUCGCCAUGUCAGGGCAGAGCUCGAGCCCCUAUGGCGAGACGGACACUGGCGCGGACGCGGCGCCCGCCAGCAGCAGCAGCAGCAUCCGUUGGGCGCCGCACGGGCGCGCCAUGACGGCCUGCCUCGUCGCCGUCAACGUCGCGCUCGUCGCCCUCGUCUACCUCUACUUCUGGCGGGUGUUCUCCCGCAAGCGCGCCUCGUCGUCGUCCUCCGGCGGCGGCGACGAGGAGGACGAGGAGGACCGCGCGUCGUCCUCCGCCUCGGCGCCGCCCUCGCCCGGGAGGGCCCAGGACGACGAGCAGCGGCGCCGGCUCGACCGCCUCGUGGCGUCGCUGCCGGCGUUCGUCGCGCGCCCCGGCGCCGGCGCCGGCGCCGGCGCCGGCGCCGAGUGCGCGGUGUGCCUCGCGGAGCUGCGCGACGGCGACGCGGCGCGCGCGCUGCCGCGGUGCGGGCACCGGUUCCACGCGGCGUGCGUCGACGCCUGGCUGCGGCGCCGGCACACCACCUGCCCGCUCUGCCGGGCCAGCGUCGUUGUCGCCGCCGGCGCCGCCGCGGAGGGGUCGGGGCCCAAGGGCGGUGGUGGUGGCGUGACGGGCACGGCGGCGGCGGCGGCUGUGGUGGAUACGGACGCGCCGGUCUAGUCAGCCGAUCACCACCGACCGUUUAGUGUGUGAGUGAAGCGAAGAAAUCGGGACGUCAUCGUAGCGGUCUUCCCGUCAACGAAGAGGUCGUUGUCGCAGCAUUAAUUUGGAUGAUUCCGAGCAAGGAAGGAAGCUGGUCAGGCAAGAUUGAUUUGUAAAUUCCUAGUGGGUAUUUCAUCAUCAGUAGUGUCCCAAGUUUCUUGCGUGUUGUUUUGUACUCUCUGUAAAUUUGGCACGGUUCUGCAACACAUUUAGGCACCUUUCUCCCAUGAAACGGCGAGUUUUGCUGAUAGUGACGAAUUGCCACAAGCUGAAGGGUGUGACACGGGCACCGGCCGGCCGGAUUGCAACUUGCGUUUUCUGCACUUUAUUAUCUUUGGGACAAAAUUGUUUGGCACUGCAAUUAUUUGAGAUCAUUGUCAGUUCCGUAGGUCUUCAUGUGUGUCUGUAUGUGUCCUGUAAUUGGAAUUUUUCUGUGUCAGUGUCACCCUUGUCAGUUCCUGAUGUUUUUUUCAUCGCAAGAUAUUCAAAAUACCUGUGCUCAGCAA